Messenger RNA from Monoraphidium neglectum, 261 nucleotides. Its product is annotated as 60S ribosomal protein L13a-1. The record is from RefSeq and is a predicted model, not a curated record. The transcript is spliced from 3 exons. NCBI's taxonomy places the organism in Eukaryota, Viridiplantae, Chlorophyta, Chlorophyceae, Sphaeropleales, Selenastraceae. Bases 1 to 261 code for a protein of 86 amino acids. Gene Ontology annotation, molecular function: structural constituent of ribosome; mRNA binding. Gene Ontology annotation, cellular component: ribosome; cytosolic large ribosomal subunit. Gene Ontology annotation, biological process: negative regulation of translation; translation.
AUGUCGGUUGUGCGUCAGGUCAUCGAUGCCCGCGCGCACAUGCUCGGGCGCCUGGCGUCCAUAGUCGCCAAGCAGAUCCUGGCGGGCCACCAAAUUGUGGUGGUGCGCGCGGAGGAGAUUACCAUCUCCGGGGGCCUGGUGCGCCAGAGGAUGAAGUACUCGCGCUUCCUGCAGAAGAGGCACAACACCAACCCCAACAGGGCCGGUCCCUGGCACUUCAGGGCGCCCUCGCGCAUCUUCUGGAGGACCGUACGCGGGUGA